Messenger RNA from Pungitius pungitius (ninespine stickleback), 6372 nucleotides. It is a transcript of the gene cadm2a, whose product is annotated as cell adhesion molecule 2a. Lineage: Eukaryota; Metazoa; Chordata; Actinopteri; Perciformes; Gasterosteidae. The transcript has 12 exons. Bases 264 to 1580 code for a protein of 438 amino acids. The record is from RefSeq and is a predicted model, not a curated record.
CAGCGAACCAGCAGCGGGGCAGACAGUAGCGCGGCAGCGGCAGCGUAUCAACUCAGUCUCCCGGAGGAGGACGACGGCUCUCUACUCUGCUGCUGUUCCACCCUUUUGUAAAAGACGCACUCUCCCUAAGUCCAGCAGGAUAGCUGACUAAAGCCGUCCGGUCCACACCGAGGUCCAGCGGGGAGGAGGACAGACAGAGAGACAGAGACAGAGAGACGAGGAGAAGUUAGCGCGCGACGCAAGAGACACACAGCGGAGACAGGAUGAAUCUCAAGAGUCAUUUGAUUUUCACCCUCUACACUAUUUAUGGGAUUCUUCUGAAAGUGAUGGCUUCAAAAGGCAAAGCUCGAGGCAUCAGCGGUCAGUACCCACUGGUUCAGAAUGUGACGGUGACAGAGGGUGGGACGGCGAACAUGACUUGCCGCGUGGAGUAUAAUGACAACACCUCCCUCCAGUGGUCAAACCCAGCACAGCAGACCCUCUUUUUUGGGGACAAGAAAGCUUUAAGGGACAACAGGAUCGAACUGGUGCAUGCGUCGUGGUCAGAGCUGACCAUCAGCAUCAACGAUGUCACGCUGACGGAUGACGGCAUGUACACCUGCUCUCUGUUCACCAUGCCCGUCAGAACAGCCAAAGCCUACCUGACGGUUCUAGGUGUGCCAGAGAAGCCGGAGAUCGAUGGCCUGACGAAGCCUGCGUUGGAGGGCGACGACAUCACUCUGACCUGCAUGACUCAGGGCAGCAAGCCCGCUGCCGACCUGCGCUGGUUCAGAAACGAAAAGGAGGUCAAAGGUGCCAAAGAGGUGAAUGCAAGCGGGAAGACAUUUACAGUACGCAGCUCUCUGCAGCUGCACGUGGACAGAAAUGAUGAUGGAGUGGCCUACACCUGCAAAGUGGACCAUGUGGCCCUCGCACAGACACCACAGCAAGCCACCGAAGUACUGGAGGUCCACUAUGCUCCUCGUGUGCAGAUCAUCCACUCCCUUGCUGUCCCCCAGGAGGGUCAGUACUUAAAGCUGGAAUGCGUGUCCAAAGGAAACCCUUCGCCAGAUCCUGUGAUGUGGACAAAGGACGGCGGUGAACUUCCUGACCUGGACAGGAUGAUUGUAGAGGGGAGGGAGCUCACCUUUACUUCACUCAACAAGACGGACAACGGCACCUACCGCUGUGAAGCCGGCAACCACUUAGGGACCAGUAGUGCUGAAUAUGUGCUCUACGUCUACGACAUCCCCACAACCCUGCCUCCAUCCACCACCCCCCCCCUACAUCCCAUCCGUCCAGAUCCCACCACCCAAUCAGGCACCCGCGCCUCAGACCCCACAGUCACUGACAGCAGAGAUCCCAAUGCUCUGGGGCAGCACGGCACCGACCACGCCCUGAUUGGAGGAGUGGUGGCCGUGGUGGUCUUUGUCACCCUGUGUUUAAUCAUUGUUCUGGGAAGAUACCUGGCCAGGCAUAAAGGAACGUACUUGACAAACGAGGCCAAAGGGGCGGACGACGCGCCCGACGCCGAUACGGCCAUCAUCAACGCCGAGGGCAACCACGCGCACGCAGAAGAGAAGAAAGAGUACUUCAUUUAGACUGCAGGGGGAGCUGUGCAGCUCUCUUUCUCCUUUCCCCUCUCUCUCUCUCUCUCUCUCUAUCUCUCUCUCUCUCUCUCCUCUCUCUCUAUGUCUCCCCCUUUUCUUCUUCAUGUCUGACCACUGCCCCGCCGUGUCAACAAGGAACCAGGCAGCGCGCAGACAGAGGAGCCCCUUCAGUGUUUUUCCUAUUGCUUUUUUUUUUUUUUCUUGAUCUUUUACAUCUGGUGUUUUCUCUCCGUUUUUUUUUUUUGGCAGCCGGUUUUCACAGGCAGCCGGCUGUCGCUGCCGAAGGUGUCCCCUCGUCUUUGACAUAAAAUGCCUGGAAGUCUGUGUAACUACCAUGACUGCUUCUUACAUGAGCCCUUCUGCACCCUGUUUCCCUCAUAAGCAGGCAUCCCAACACACACACACACACACACACACACACACGCAUAUCCUCUUUGUUCAAACACGCUCACAAACACAUAUCAUAUAUCACAUCAACACGGUGCCUAAAAAUACAGACGCCAUUGAACUUCUGUCAAUGCCUUCAUGUAUCGUCUGUCGGUAGCAAUGUAAAUGCUUUGUAGAUGGGUUCACUGGACCAUCAUUUCAUUAAUUAGCUCACAGCUUUAUACUAUACAUUGCGUCUCUUUUUUUAAAUUAUUUUAAUAAAACUCUUUGCUGUUUACGCCUUAUACAUGUCUAUCACACUGAAUAUGCUACUUUUAGAUCCACCUCCCCCAACCCCAGCCCCUCUAAAUAGACGUGUAAUUAAACAGUUGAUCCAUGUAAGAUAAGAAGAAGGUUUUGUGUAACACUGUAGCAAGGCUUGUCAGAUAAGUGUGUUAUAUGAUUUUCAUUAUUAGAAUAGGGAUAAUAAAGGGUGGUGUGGUAUUGUUUAGAGCAGAUAACACACACACACACACACAGAUGCUAGAUGAAGCAUUCCAUCAAAUAAACUCAACCAAGUGUAUAAAACCAUUUGCUAAAUCUGCUGUACUUUUGUCUGUAUAUUCUUGCACUGCCGAAGUUGCAGUUUAGUGAACCACCAACACCUUCAGUGUCCUCUUGACAGCUUACAAUAGUUUGUGAUUCACAUAUUGGGUUCAGGUGUACAGAAAUAAUUAAUCUCUUCUCUCUAAAGGCUGUAAAAAUUGUAAUGAAAUGAGUUUAGCUUUUGCUUUAAUUGGUUUAUUUUUUAUGUUACGUCACAUUCAAAUAAUUUUUUAGGCUUACGGACCCUUUGAAAUGUAAAAUUAAACGUUUAGAGUCGAGUUGGUCAAAAAAGUACACAGUUACAGGAUGAAUAUAAAAAAAUCCCUGUUGAAUUCAUUAUUUUCUCAAUCGUAUAGUGGAUGUUGGUUACCUUUUGUAAGCUUGAUAUGCUGGCAGGUUUUCACUGUGGGUUUUAUACACACUUCUGUUUAUUUACUGGAUUAUGAACAAACAUGCAGUAAUAUUAACAUUUUAUUCAAAGAGUGAUAACAUCAGUUUGACCAACACCACAUCAUACACCACAUUUGCAGCUCCAAGCUUCAAGCUAUUUAGUUAAAUGGUUUGUAUCACCCACAUGUCUUCUUGCUAAAUGCUCUACUUAUUUUCCUUUUGUCAGAGUCACUUGCCAUGAGCUGAACUUUGAUUUCCAUUUCAUAGGGUCUUCAAGCAAAAAAAAAAAAAAAAAAUGUAAAAUAGACGUGUGAGUGCUGGGUUGUGGAUCUGCAGGGGCCUCCUUUCCAAAACUGAAGACAAAUUGAGAAGCACAAAAAUGUCUGAAUGAGUAACUGUGUUCCUUUGGCAACAAUUAGAUUGCCUUGGGAAUGGUUCUACUAUUCAAAUGUGUAGUGGGAAGACAACACGGCUGUCUUUCAUCCAAUUCAUGGAGGGGAAAUACAAUGCAUCUUUUUGAAAAUGUAAGCUAAAACAUGUUUUUAUUCAAAAUAUUGUAAUAGUUUUGGUUUAAAUGGUUCAAACUCCCUGCUGUGUAUUGUGUCUGCUAAAAUGUGGUUGAUUGUGAAAAUUGCUGUUAAAUUCUGGAUUCCUACAAAUUUGUAUAUUAGCCGCGUUAUCUAUUUACUUUACUUUUUCAUUGAAUAGUCCUUAUUGAAGAACUUUUAAACAAAAGCAUUUGGUUCUGGCACAAGGCAUGUAUAUACUGGGUGAAGACAAAACUUUGGUAAUCCACAUUAGCAUGUUUUUGUUUGGCUCAUAUUUUUUAUUUAUUUGAACUGAAGUUAUUUAAGAGAUAACCACAAUGAAAAUGUGUUUGUAACUUAAUUUUGGAGAGCAGCGGCUUCUUGUGUUGGUGGCGUGCUCUCGGGUGCUACAGAUCAGAAGGAUUGGGAUGUGAUUAACACAACAACAACAACAAAAAACUGCAAAACUGAACGGAAAUAACAGAAAUCCUUAAAAUGCUAAUUAGAAUUGAAAAGUAUCCAAGGAUAAAUUGCCUUUAUGUCGGAGGCGUUUAAAGUUUCACGCGCUCUUUCACAAACAUAACCUUGUGAACAACUUCUGUUUCUUUUCAUCACUGCCAUUCGUCUUUCAUUUAGCUGAUUUACUCUCCUUAGCGAUAAACAAUGUGACGUCUGAAGCUAAAGAGUUAAAAGGCAAGCCGCUAAUCUACCAAGAUGGAGCAAAUUAUUACCAAGGGCAAUAAAAUAGUGGGCCCAGCUGUCUCCAAUUCAGUGGCCAAUUUACAACAUUAUGCAAAUAAGGUCAGCAAGUAAAGUCCUUCUGGAUGCGUCUCCAGCACUGCUGGAGUGAAUCACAAGUUGGGAAUAAUUAAACCUAUCACCACCGAUGUAGAAUUUAGGAUGCAUAUUACAUUUAGAUAUAUUUUAAGAAUGCAAAAGCUUUGUCACAGUUUCCAUAUUUUUUUUUCAUUUUAGUGCACUUAAACCAAUAUACCACCACAUGUUUGUCUUCAACUUCUGGGCCAAAGCACUCUAGACUGGUUUCUGCUCUUCUUGAUCUUCUGUAUCACAUUCUGUACUUUUAUCCCAUUGAUGUUUUUUUUUACUUUCUAUAUAGUUUCUAUAUUGUUGUGUCUUAAUUGAUGAUGUGCCAGUAAAAUUCUGCGUUGCUUUAGGCCCUUAUAUCAAUCUUAGGAAUAGGAGAGUGGACAAAUGGAUCUGUUGAUUCUGAAUUCAGAGAAACAGAUUGUUUUUUUAUUAAACGAACACUUGUGAAUUAUCAGGUCUGCAGUGAUUAAAUUGGUGUUUAGAAAUUAAACAGGUGCCACUUACUGAAUUAUGCACUCUUACUAAUUGGAUGGAUAUUUCUUAGAAAAUGCGUGUGUUUUACUUUUGUUGUUUUGUUUCUUUCUGAAAACCAUAUGUAAAUAUGGCAGUAAUGAACUCAUUUGUUGCAUUUGGCUUUUUAUGAUGGUUUUACACACAUAUAUAUAUAUAUAUAUAAUUUGUCUAACAGCCUGGCACAUACCAUUAUCAACUAUUUUACAAUGAUAGAAUCAACUAUCAUAGUAGGAAUCAUCAUUGGGUCAGUUAUUGGUCUGAAUCUAUAUUGUCUUGUCGGUCGAAACUAAGCUUUAAAAUGUUUGCGUCCUGGCUUUCCAGCAUAUACAUGUUUGGUGUGUAUCCUCUACAUCAUGGGCCUCUAAUUUCAGCCUGGCGGCAAGACAGUAGCAGCGCUAAUGUGGCCGCCGCGCGCCGUCGUCAUUGGGCACCCUUCCAUUUAACCCAUUUGCCUCUGUUUUGUUUCCUGGCUCCAAACGAACCCGCUUCCUUUGACUGGCGUCGGGAGGCGUGCAGCUGAGAUAGCUGCUUAUUUAUGCAGAUCAGGCAGUAACUUUGGCAUGAAAUCACCCACAAUUUUGAGAACAUUCUUCGUGUUGGCGGUUGCAAAUAUCCGACUUGUACAAAAUGAUGUUUGUGUGACUUUUAUUGGUACACGCUUUGUCCACUGUGUUAGCCAAAAGUGGACAAUAAUAGAAACACAUUUUAAUAUACUAUUAAGUUACUGUCAAUGUUGAACAAGGGCACUCAUACAGUUGCGUUUUAUGACGACAUCAUAGCACAGGAUUUCAGUGAAAUGAAAAAGUUUAGCUUUAAAAAAGGACAUCAGAGAAUCCAUGGACACAUUUGGGGAGCUGCAUGUCUGUUUCUCUUAAAGAGGGAAGCUGAUGAUACUGGUGAUCAUUGACGCUUGUCCAAACUCACACCUGAUGAUUCCACAUCGUGUACCCGUCCUGCUACACACUUUUUUUACCACAUGCAUUUUUGCGCUAGCAAUUGUCCCCAGUUUCGUGAAAUUAGAAGCCCAUAUCACCUAAAACUACAAACUCUUCUUCCCUUAUUUGAAGAAGUGAUGAAUAUGAAAGUAGCCACUCUGAGACAUACUCUGUUUGUUUUUUUCAUGAACUAUGUGGGUUCACAUUUAGGUUCAAGGUCAAGGUUUUGUCCUGAUCAGCAGUGAUAAUACAAACCAGUCAUAUCGCUCCUCAUCCGAGCCGCCAUGUGUUUGUACAGUUUGGUUUCAGCGCAUUUCAUUGUUUGUCUGCAAUAUUGAAACUAGAAUCAAUCAUCCUAGUCUCUAUAUUGUCACAACGAUGACAAGUGACACAAUCACACAUAGAGAUGUUUUUUUUCUCAUAUAAUUAACUCUCUUUCUUUUGUUUUGCAUCUCAGGAAUUUGUUUCAUUUAGGUGUUUUUUGAUUUGUAUUCUGUCUAAAAAUGGGGACUUGUUGGCACUUCUCACUCUGCUUCUGUAGUCUCUGAAUGCUGACACCAUGUGUUUGUUGAGUUUAAGAUUAUCGCAAUGUUAAUAAAGUUAUUCAGUGAUUCUUCA